AUGCCAGUUGUUUUGGGCCCGGAUCAAAGGAAGAUUGAAAGAACGCUCAAUAAUGGCAAAAAUCACGAAGCGACAACGCCAGGAUUUAUUGUUGUACCUCUUAACGUAACUUCCCUUCAAAAAAUUGUCAACAAUGCCCUUGACACUCAUGAUCUCAGUUUCGCUGAGCAUCUAGUUGGUAAGGCUGGCUCGCAGGUACUGAUAGGGUUUAAUGAAAGAUCUGCAGGCAACUUAUCGGCAACUAUUGGUCGUGUUUAUGUGGAGGUCUCUAUCUCUAACUCAUUGGUCGACACUCAAAGCAGUUUGGCCCAUCGUCUCUUAAAGUUUGAGCGCAAUCCAGCUGAAAUUGCCAACGCAACCCCGGUUCCCCUGGGUUCAUUUUCUUUUGCAAUCCCAAACGAGGUAUUCUUCCUUCAUGGCAAUGCAUUUGCGAGAGUUUUUAUAACUACCAGCAAGCCAAGCGAUCAACAAAUUGAUUUACUGAUGCGCGUGGCAAUUCCGCUUGCCAACUACAUGGCUCACCAAUCUCCUACAUUACCAACAGAACUGAUGCCUCACCCGAAGCUAAGUUCUAGCUCUCCACAUCGGGUCAAAGCUGGAGAGCGAUUCACACUAUCUCUUGAAAGUGACAGUAUCGCGUCUACACUGGACGAGAAAUUUGCCCGAGUUUCUGACCCAACGAUCGUCCAGUGGCUUGGCCCAAUUCACCAAAAUGGCCACUUCGAAUUUGCUGCCUUCCAGGAAGGAAGAGUAGAUGUUUCUCUUAUUGUUGCACACAAGGAUAGCCUCAUAACAAACGUUGAAGAGACCCGGGUAAUUGUGGCAGGACAGGCAUAA
Molecule: messenger RNA, 837 nt
Organism: Penicillium macrosclerotiorum
Lineage: Eukaryota; Fungi; Ascomycota; Eurotiomycetes; Eurotiales; Aspergillaceae
Exons: 1
Coding region: 1-837 (278 amino acids)
Source: RefSeq, a predicted model, not a curated record